AUGGACAAGCAAAGAGAUUCUAUGGGCCAGCGUUGGUGAGUAGUUAUUUGUUAUACUGUCUACUAGUCCACCGUUAGUAGUGCCCUCGCAUGUUUUUGACCUCGAGCGAUAUCGUACCUUAUUCCUUGAGUAAAUACUACUCAAUGACAGAUUAGCGCGUCCCAGGCUGAAUUUUAGGGAAGCUGACAAGAUUACUGAAUCAAAUAUACCAUUUGGCUGAUAUUUCCGAGAGUUUACUCUGCAGUCCAAUUUUGUAAACUGAGAGAGAUGAGAAUUUUCGAUUACAAUUAUCCUUUUUUUCUGGUACCGCGACUACCACUGCAUGGAGAAGCAGCGGAUACCAGUGCCUAGCUUCAAAGGGAAGACAGGGUCAGGACGGUUGGAGGCGCGCUUAAGUGCAUUGUCUGAUGUUGCAAGAAGUCAUCACCUAUGCAUGUCACAUGCAUUCUGACCCAUAAACUCACAUAAACGCGACUCAAAUAACCAAGAUUGCUAUUAGGCUGGAGAACUGAGUCAAUCAACCAAUCCGAAACCUUUAAAAAUAAAACUUUUAGUCAACAAUGACAAAUCAAGAGGACGCUAGAUAGUCGAGAAAGACCAUGGAGAAUCAGCCUAACUCCCUCUUUGGCCUCUCAUUGCAUACCAGCGAAAAGAUCCACUCAAGCUGAUUAGAGACAGGACAGGCCACAGCCGCCGUCCAUCUGGCGUCCGCAUGUCCAUUUGUUAGAGUCUGCUGAAACGCUGCCGUCAAUCUUAAGCGUUCAGUCUACACGUAUGAGAUAGUGAUGAUAAGCAUGGAGGGAGACAAACCGGACGAGUGUACAUAAACAUGAACGUCUGUGACAACCUACAUUCUGAAGUGGGUAUAGGGGGAUCCUCAAAAGUCACUGGACAUUUCUAUCGUCAUAAGCCACAACGCCCCAUGCGUGUGCCGCAGGGUAGGCGCAGCGAUGACCUGCGAGUGAAUUUAUUUAAAAUGAUGCAGAUAUGUAUAGAACCCACCGCACUAAACCAAUGCGGCCAGAGUUGGGCGUGGGCGCGAUGAGAGACAAUGCUAAACAAUCCGUUUACGCGGACCACGGACCAACUGCUAGAAACUUCGUGCGCCUGGGCACUGUAAGGGCGGAUCGGGCGUCUCAUGCUUGAAUAUGCCAUCAGGGCCACGUUAAGGAGGGACUACUGCAGCCUGACUAUCAUCUCGAAGUGGACAGAGCUAGCCCUUCUGUUGGCACCAUGCGAAGCCUACGCCAACGGCGUAUUACAAUAGGGUCGAUUUCUUUAGAUUUAUUUGAAUGACAAAUGCAGAAGUGGGUUUUGAAAAGAGAUUCUCCAGUGUUGGCCUUAUUGAAACGUCACCCAAAACUUUACAAACAGCACAAAUUUGGGUAAUUAUGUCAGUUUUACACUGUUCGGUUGGCAUCGGCAUGGGCCCAAAUGCUUAAAUGUGUUAGGUGGAACCGCCCUGACUGGCUCAUUCGUGCGCCCUCCUGUAGAUCCUCCCUUACGGCGUGCGCGUGUUGAUAUCGUGCUAGCCACGGGCAGGAUUAGAGGGACGCCCGUCACUCAGAUGAGUCAGAAGUCCAGUCGGAAUGCUAACAGCACAAAUGCAUGAUAUGAUUGGCCCAAGUCCAGGCCGGCCUUGGACACCUCUGUAUUUUCCUUGAUCACCAGAAUUUUGGUAUUAGGACCCAGACCUGUUCUUCCACUCAUGUUGUUUAAUUCUUAUUCCGGUAUCCGAUCGUAGAGACUUGUAGAAGGGGCUACCAGUUAUGGCGAAAACAUAACGAAGUGUGCGCUCGUCCACAAGACGGCACUUACUUACGAUGCAUGCCUCUUCGAGGCCGAAAAUGCAUCUGAAGAAUACUUUGGUUAUUACAGAGUUGAGGAACGUGUAGCAGUUAGAAUAGUAGGCGUUACCUGAGCGCCGAAAUCAAAAUCUGAAUUCGUAAUCAGCAGGAUAAGACACAAGACAGGAGGUGUUUAUUGUGCGCAGAAACCUCGGUUGCUCCCUCUGGUGACAUUGUCCACUGGGAGGCCACUGGGUGUCUGCUGACGCCGUUAACUCCUGCCGAGAUACAUUGUAUAUAUUGCAGGCUAUUUUGAAUGUUCGUAUGAACUAGGCCAAGAAUGCUUGUGGUCAAGCGGUUCCCGUAGCACUAAGCAGAGUGCAGGUGUGUUCAAGUGUGGCAUAGGCGGCUGGAGUUGUCAAAACGCACGCUUGUACAAGGUGGUCAGUUGAGUACUUACAGGAUGAAGUAGAAGUUCAAGAGGAGCCUAUAUGGUGAACAUGAGCUAACUCGAGUAGUUUAAGCUUCGAAACGGAAACGUGCACUUCACUGUCGACAGUUAGCUAUAGAUAAACCAACCAAUCUAGCGGCUACUUUUAUCUGGAACGCCGACACCUAAGGAGAAGAAGGUGCGAUCGCUGAAGGAAGAAUUUUAUUUGUCUGACCUGCAAAUUCGUACCCUAACCCAAGAUCAAAGCCAGCGUCAGAUAGGGAUACGGGGUGCGCAGGCGUUGCACUAUUUAUAAAAUGCCCUGGCUGUGCGAGCACAUACCAAUCAUAAAAAGUGGCUCUGACAUUCCCCACGGAUGGUACUCUGCCUGCGGCAAUUGCUUAAUUGCCCGCAGCCGUCGUUAGUUGCGCAGUCAUUAACAUGAUAGUGUAAUUGCGGAAAUUACCGACUUGGCCGCUACGAGGGAACAAUAGUCCCCCCCCCUACUGCACCAUCCACGAUGAAUGCGGAGGCCGCGAUUGAUAGGCAUGUAGUAGCAUCAUAUAUCUGCAUCCCAUAAAAAGUGCGAUCCACCUGCACCCCUUCCACCUAUCCAGUGCUGUCUUUGAUGAUUGGUUCGAGUGUGACUCUUGAAAUCAAGCUUAUGAAGUCUUUUUUUCAGCGAUCGCUCCUUCUUCUUCUUCUUCUUCUUCUUCUUCUUCUUUUAUGAUGCCUCCCGGAACACACAUUUAGGCCCGUGUUGACGUCGAUUUCCGUAUUGUUUUGAUACAACCACAGUAGGUGGGCUAACUCAUGAAAUGUCAACCGGAAUUUCGAAAUGCGUUCUCGUUUCGACAAGAUGAAUUAAGUAGGGUUGUAAAACUAAUCAGCAUGCAGCAUGAUUCCAUAAUGAUCCAGUUACCUCAGAGUAUCGGCUUUCCAAUGAACUUAUUUUGGACUACAUGCGAGAACUACACUCUGUAAAAAAUGACUACCUAAGUAACGUGCAAUUUUCUCAAUGUUUCUCGAUUCCCUUGAAAAUUCGAUUAUAUUUCAUGGAAACAAUGCAUAAAUAUAUUCCUUAUUUUGCUAAUUCGUUAGAAAAUUGCGUCUUUUUUAACUUUAUACUCGAAGGAAGGGUAGUAAGCGGGCUCAAAAUAGUUUCUCAUUGUGAGAUUUUUUAAAACCGUGAAAUGGCCGUCCAUGAAACGUCAUGUAUCUGCAUUUACAAAUGUGGCUUCUAAAGUUAACAGUAUUUUUCAAAUCCAGUGCUUAAUUUUAUGAACCCCACAUGGUCACCUCCUAAUACCGUAGAAAAAGGCAUGGUUUUCCGUGCGCGGAAAAUGUACAGUUUGUAGUUUUGAAACCCUGAAUGCAAGUGUAACAGCAGGUCGGUUUCAAAAUUAUUCGGGAAUUGGAGAAGUUUUUGAAAAUCGAAUAAUACUCUGUCCACGAGUGCAAAAUAGGAAGAAGACGUGAAUUUCCACCGAAUAAGUAAACGAAAGAAUAUUUCUAUGAAUUUUUCCCAAGAAAUAUAAUUGAAUUUUCAAGGGCAUCGAAAAUCAAUGAGACAAUUGCAUGCUACGUAAGUAGUCAUUUUUUACGCAGUAAAGCUUUUACAUGCAGUCCAAAAUAAGCGCAUUCGAAAGCCGACACCCUGAGGUAACUAGUUCAUUAUAGAAUCAUGCUGCAUGAUGAUUAUUUCAACAACCCUACAUAAUUAAUCUUUUCGAAACGAGAACGCACUUCAAAAUUUUGGUUGACAUUUCAGGAGUUAGUCCACCUAAUUUAUGCCAGUAGAGGCAUUGUCGUCGGCAUAGUAAAUGGACGAGGUUCAAAAACCCAUGGGCCGCCUGAAGACCGGAGUACAACGGGUUGCGUGAUUGUUCUCGUUUAUAAACAUUAAAAUCAGAAAUAUGGCAUAGGGUGUCUGGUUCACUAAGUUUUUACUUUAGAUAAACGCUUACCCGAGUAUUUUGGACCAAUGGAGAACUCUGACUCCCUCGUCAACAAUCGUAAUCCAAAAUUUUAAUAUAUUUCACGUAUGACAGUUCGACCGUCAUUUUAGACGAUGCCCACUUUAGACUUUACAGCUAACAAAGAAGGGAUGGUGACUUGGGAGUGAAUUAGUGCAAAGUGAAUGUAGACUUGCGCAGCACCUACCGCACUCUCUCUUCCCCAUUCCCCACCUGGACCGGGUGUCAAGACAGAGUCAAGAAGACCGGUGACGGGGGAGGGCGCAGGUCAAGCCCGUACCUUGACGUUCCACCACACAGCCUGGUCCACACAGUAAAUGACCAGGUUUUGACCAGCAAAAACAACAACACUCCAACAGAAUUCAGAAGGACGAGGAUGAUGUAUAUCGUCUGAUGACAAACAUAUUCUGCUUCUGUGAACUGUAGCGUAACACUGCCCUCCAAUUGGCUACCGUAAAGCAGUGCCUAAAAAUUUCAGCAAAUGCACACAGGGAAUUCGCCAUCUACGCCUUCCUGGAUAGACACUUUGCAUCCUUCGGCAGUGCCCUUAAUACUCCUGACUGACGUAGGACUCCGUGCAUAGUUUGCCGUCUUAUAUUCUGCCAUCAGAGAAAGUACGUGGACGGCCCGGCAUCUCUGCACUUAAGUUCAGACGGUCUAGUGUGGAUUCUGCUGCACAACAUAAACUGGGCAGAAUUUAUUACACCGGCCUUGGUUUAUUUUUUUAGUUUUCCAACUCAAAUUGUCAUCUCGGCUCAGUUCCAAGUUUGUUUGUACGCAAGCACUAGGCAGGCGACAAUUAUCCGACCAAUCGGAACCACUUUAGCCGUCUGCACGAACCGAUGCUGGCUUUACCGUAUAAUCCCUUAGGGAUACGGUACGAUUUAGCACGAUAUUUGGACCAACCUUAGCAGGAGGGUGAGAAGAUACAUGAUUCAGCGCUGCCAUCGACGACUGCUAAGCAAACAGGAAUCGCAUUCUGCUGUCACCAAAGGUGACAGUGAAGAAGAAACCCAGAAAUGGAGCGCACGUUUAUCACUGAAACUUACUGGGCAAGUGAAAAGCGUGACGUCGAAAUGACCUCGAAGUAAAAGAUGCGAGAAAAGAAUAUUUCGGGAAUGCAUCUGACUUUCUGUCAUCGAGGACUUUGACAAGCCAGUUGCAAAUAGCCCGAUAUACGUACAUAAUUCUUGCUGACCUCUUAGUUCAAUCGGGCCAGGACAGACAGAAGCUUUUGGUGAGACCCUAUCACUAGUCGCCACCAGGCGACCUGAACGAUUUUGAGCAGCAGGUAAGAUGACAUGCGAAGACUCGAAAUCUUGGAUGAUACAAUCGCAAAAUCGCCCUAAACAGCAGAGAAAACUGCAUUAUAAGGCUGUUGGCUACGCCUAUCUUUUCGCCUUUAGUUUUCAAAAAUGCAGGAUAAAACAAACGGCCUGAGACGGCCUGCCUGUUGCUAAUUUUCGCACACUCUUCGUAGUCAUUUCGGUGAAAUUUCUAAAAAAUGUUAACACUUUUUAAAAACUGAUUUCGAGCCCUAGCGGUUCUCUGAAAACAAAUAUAUGCAAACCGGUCUUCUCUGGCGAAGUGACGCCAAUUUUAAACUGUGCAGACGCUUUUAAGUGCCUUUAUGUGGGUUUGCAGCGGGUUUAAGUGAAUGCCAUGGUUCUAUUUCUGACUUUCAUAGGUUCAUUAUCAAGACUCGCUGUUUUGGUGAUCAUGUGAUUUGGUGUUUAAUGCUAUGUUUCACUCCUCAACACUUCCACUUUAUCUACCGGCUUCCUUUCUUCCCUCUCGCCUCACUGAAUUUUGUCUUCGUUCUCAUGUGGAUCCUCAGUUUUUCAUAUUUUCUUCUCGGUAUUCUUCCUAUGAAACUCUAUACAGUAGCCGAAAACAAUCGCAAGACAAAUAUAUGUACUUUCCAAGAGCUUGAAUUUUCACCUAUUCUUCUUCUUCUUUUGUUUUUACCUUCUGUUUGUAAGGACUUGUAUUAUUCCGAACGUUUGUUUUGUUGUACCAUCACUACCACUCUUUAAAAUUUUAUUUCUAGGUCUUGGAAGUACUACUGGAUAGGUGACGGGCAGAAACGGACUUGCCAAAACUGGAGUUCAAGCUACAUGUUAAACGUGGCGAACGUGUGGGCCUUUAACUAUCGGAGGGCUCGAGUUGUUCGUGAUGUCGCCUCUUGCUCCUCCAGCCUCCAUUUGAUGUGCUACAGUGUUUGUGAUGAACAUGAGAGCUUAAUUUAA
This is a messenger RNA of Spirometra erinaceieuropaei, 6442 nucleotides long. The record is from the annotation of a GenBank genome assembly. NCBI's taxonomy places the organism in Eukaryota, Metazoa, Platyhelminthes, Cestoda, Diphyllobothriidea, Diphyllobothriidae.